AUGGCUUUUAUAUUGGCUCCACCAACUAGGGAUGUCAGCGGGCGGGCGGAUUUUCGUGGGUACCCGAUCCUUCCAAACUCUAUUAAGACGGAUUUGGUCGUGCUUAUUCCACAGCCCUCAGUCCUCUCCGAGUCUCUGUGUCGCGCUUCCAGCCAUUCACAGUUGAACUUGAGUAAACUGUACAAGCUAUUUGAAUCCCAUCUUCAUAGUACUGAAGUACUUCUACGUUAUUCAUCUGCUCUUGUUCAAGGUGCUACAAACGUUUUCUGGAUUGACAUCCAAACAAACACUCGGCAUUUUCAAAGCCUCUUUCGGUAUCUCCUUGAGGAAGUUGCACUAGAGCCUAAGCGCUUGAAUAAAAUUCCAUUACAGGCACAACAAGAUCUGUUUCUUCUACUCUCAAGAUCCUUACUUUUUUACAACUUAGAUGACAAACUAGAAAUCUUCUUAAAGCACUUUCCUGUUUUUCCAAAUGCUUUCUUGGUUGGUGGUCCUGUGGAUUUCUUUGUGAUUGAACUUGCGGACCAGCUUCAAAAGUUGAAGGUGGAGCCAGUUCUAUUGCAUUACCUCUCUCAAAAUAAAAUUCUCCAAGCCUUUGGCCUCUGAUAUCGUCAUGAUUCUUAGUCUCUUGCAUGAUUCAAUCCACAUCUUGUGUGUACAUUAUGAUUUCAAGUGAAAUAUCGGUUCAAAUUUGAAAAAUAUGGUGGUGUUGGUCUGCUGGAGACUUGAUUGAAAAAUAUCAGU
This is a messenger RNA of Manihot esculenta (cassava), 744 nucleotides long. RefSeq lists its product as uncharacterized. The record is from RefSeq and is a predicted model, not a curated record. The coding region runs from base 1 to 606 and encodes 201 amino acids. The transcript has 10 exons. NCBI's taxonomy places the organism in Eukaryota, Viridiplantae, Streptophyta, Magnoliopsida, Malpighiales, Euphorbiaceae.